AUGGGAGACAACAAGACCAGCGGGCGGGUAGCAGCCGCCAAGAACCGCCUGCAGGUGGUGAAGGGUUUGGAGGAUAUGGAGGUGUGCGAGUGUGAAAGCUGCCUCUUGGAGGUUGUAUUGAACCUGUCCUACAUAGAGGGCGUGUGGACCCGUGACAGCAUCCCACUCAAGUCGAAACCCAACUGCCGAAUCAGCGCCCAUGGGAAGACACACACCCUAACGCUGAGCAGGACGGCUUUAGGAGAUGCCGGCAUCUAUCACUUCCAGGCCGGCAGUAUUCAGACCUCAGGAAGACUCCUCAUCAGAGCCAGAGACAUCUGUAUAGAGAGGGAACUGGAGGAUGUUGACAUCAUGGAGCGUCAGACAGUCAACUUCCUGUGUGAGGUCAACCAGAUGGACGUUGAUGGUCGAUGGUACCGAGAUGACAGCCGGAUCCGACCCAGUGACAACAUCAAGAUCAGACACCAGGGUAAAACCCACAUGCUGUGCUUUAAGUCGGUCAGACCAGAGCAUGCUGGAGAGAUCAAAUUUACUGCAGAGCGGGUUUCCUCUUAUGCUACCCUCACAGUACAAGAGCUACCAGUUCAAAUAUUGCGUCCCCUGAGGGUCAAAAUCGCCAUGUACCGCCACCGGGGCCUCCUGGAGUGUCAAGUGUCGCGGCCCAAUGCUCAGGUCAGGUGGUAUAAGAACAGGAGGGAGCUCCUGCCAAGUAAGAAGUACCAGCUGAUCAGCCAGGAUGUGUACAGGCAGCUGACCAUCGAUGACGUCUGCUCCUCAGAUGAAGACACCUACACCUGUGAUGCAGGAGAUGACAGGACUUCCUGCCAGCUCCUGGUGGAGGAGCAGGCUAUCGGCAUAGUGCGGGGGAUGAGUUCAGUGGAGGUGACGGAGCCAGAACCGUCCCUGUUCCAGGUGGAGACCAGUCUGAGGUCAGGGAGGCCUCCGAGGUGGACUCUGAAUGGAGAGGUGCUGGAGUCCGGCCCCAUGGUUAGCAUAGACAGGGAGGGCACUGUCCACAGUCUCUGCCUCACUUCCACAGACAGCUCCAUGUCUGGACCCGUGGUCUUCACAGCUGGCAAGAGCCGCUCUGAAGCUCAGCUCACCGUCAAAGAGCGCCCUCUUCAGGUGGUCAACCACCUGGAAGAUAUUGAGGCUAAGGAGAACAGCUCAGUGACUUUGAGCUGUGAGUUUACCCCCUCCCCCAGGGUGGUGCGCUGGUUCAAAGGUCGCACAGCUUUGAAGAGCUCCAAUAAGUACAGUAUGAAGAGAGAGGGAAGACAAGCGCUGAUGACCAUCCACGGACUCGUGGGGAUGGACGGGGGGCAGUACCACUGUAUGGCGGGGGGGUCAAAGAGCACGGCACAGGUCAAGGUAGAAGUACGAAGGCUGAAAUUGGUCAGACACCUUGAGCCGGUAGAGGUGGAGGAGGACGGCAGCGCCACAUUCUCGUGUGAGCUUAACUACGUAGUAGCCAAUGUGGAGUGGCUCAUUAACAGCACCCGCCUCUAUGCCAACUCCAUCAACAGGAUCCACCACAUGGGCACCAUGCACAGGCUUACCAUCAAGAGGCUCCGCCCACAAGAGAGCAUGGUCACCUUCAAGGCCGGCCUUUUCACUGAGACGACCACACUCAAAGUCAAAGAGUGCCCUGUGGUCUUCCUCAGGCCCUUAGAGGAUGUGACAGGGGAAGAACAAAGAAAAGUCUGUCUACAGUGUGAAGCUUCCAAGGAGACGGUGACCCCCAUUUGGAAGAAGGAUGGUGUGGUCCUGACCCCCAGUGAUCAACAUGAGCUGCUGCACUUUGGGAAGUCCAUGGCCCUCAUUGUCCACCGUCUGAGCAAGGACGAUGCUGGGGAGUACAGCUGUGAAGUCGGCACCAGUCAGACUAAGGCUAAGGUCACCGUACAUGACCUGCACAUCACCAUCGCCCAGCGUAUGAAGACAGUGUCCGUCCUGGAGGGUGAGAGCUGCUCUUUUGAAUGCCUCCUCUCUCAUGACAUCACCGAUGAGCCCUCCUGGACCAUCAAUGGCCAGCUGGUGGUCACCAGCAGUCAUUUCCAGGUCAUCAAAAAUGGCCGCCGUUAUAGGAUGACCAUCAGAGACGUCAUCCUGUCUGACGCUGGAGAUGUGGUUUUCACAGUUAAUGAGCUAGGCUGCAGAACCAUGCUGUUUGUUAAAGAGAAGCCCGUGCACAUCUUUAGGGACCUGCUGAAUGUCAAGGCAGUUCCAGGGGAAGAUGUGGAGCUGAGCUGUGAGAUCACCAAGCCGGACGCCACCAUUCGCUGGCUGAAAAACGGUCACCAGAUCCGGCAGGGCCCCAAGUAUGUCAUCAGUGUGGAGAAGAACCUGGUACGCCUCAUGAUCCUGAGUGCCACCAUCAGAGACUCGGGGGAGUACUGCUGUGAGGCAGACGGCAUCGCCACCCGCGCCAAGCUGGACAUCAGAGAGCUCCAGCACACGUUUGCUCGGGAGCUCCGAGACACACGGGCAGAAGAGAAGGGAAAGGUGACCCUGGAGUGUGAGACCAGAAGGCUGGCCAAGCGGGUGACUUGGCUGAAGGGCAUGGUGGAGCUAAAGCCUGGCAGGAAGUACCUCCUGAGGCAGAAGGGCGUGGUGCUGUCACUGACCAUCACCAGCCUGGAGAAGUCAGACACCGAUGUCUACACCUGUGAUGUGGGCACUAUGCAGAGCCGGGCAAUGCUAACCGUGCAAGGCCCGAAGGUGUUGAUCCUUGAUGAACUGGAGGAUGUAGAGUGUCUGGAGGGUGAUACAGUCAUGUUCCGGUGUCGGAUCUGCCCCAGCGAUUACACGGCAGUCAAGUGGUACCUGGACGAGACCUUGCUCUACACCAACGAUCUCAACGAGAUCCAAGCAGUCCCGGGAGGGUACCACACACUCACAUUCAGACAGCUUGCCCGAAAAGACACCGGCACCAUCUCUUUCGAGGCUGGGGAUAAGAGGUCCUACGCCUCACUGCUGGUUAGAGAGAGGCGUCCCACCAUCACCAAACCACUGGAGGACUGCGAGGCCAUCGAAGGUGGUGGAUUGGUGCUGUCCUGCUUGACCUCCAAGCCAUGUCACAUCCUGUGGUACAAAGAUGGCUGCAUGAUGUGGAACUCCUCAAGGUACUUCACCAGUCGUUCAGGCUGCGAGGCCAGACUGACCAUCCGGGAGGUCUGUAACAACGACGCGGGGGUGUACGAGUGCAGCGCAGGGUCUGUUACCACCAGGGCCAUUGUGAGCGUCAAAGCCAUACCAGCAGAGUUCACCAAAUCUCUUGAGACUGUGGAGGCAAAAGAAGGGGAGUCUGUGACCCUAACCUGUGAAUACUCCCUGCCUGGUGUCGUGUACCACUGGAAGAAGGGUGCAGAGAGCCUCCGACCAGGUGACAGAUUCAUGAUGAAACAGAGGAAGACCACCAUCUCCUUAACCAUCACAGCGCUGAAGCCCGAGGACUCAGGAGACUACACCUGUCAUUGCCGAGAUCACCGCACUACAGCGAGCCUCAGUGUCAUUGCCAUCCCUAUCACCUUCAGACAACAGCUGAAGAAUGUGCAGGCGCUGGAGGGAGCCAGCGUCGUGCUCCGCUGUGAGUUGUCCAAACCGGGAAUACCAGUCGAAUGGAAGAGGGGAGAUGAGCCACUGAAGAAUGGAGUUAAGUUCCAGAUAAGGAAAAGAGAAACUUCACUGGAGCUCCUCAUCUGGAAACCUCUACCGGAGGACAGUGGUGUCUACAGCUGUGUGUGCGCUGAUCAGAAGACAUCAGCUGCCGUCAAAAUCACUGCUCUCCCGGUCACCUUCAAGCAGAAGCUUAGGAACGUGGUCAUCGAGGAGGGCAACAACGCUACUUUACGUUGUGAGCUGUCUAAACCAGGUCAAAUGGUGGAGUGGAGGAGGAGAGGAAGGGAGGUCAUAAAGAACGGAGAGAAGUACCAGGUGCGGCAGAGGGACAUGCUUCUCGAACUGAAAAUCCUAGAUGCCAAGCCAGAGGACAGUGAUAGCUACACCUGCCUCUAUGGAAACAUAGAAACCACUGCCACGCUGACUGUCAAUGCCCUUCCAGUCACGUUCAAGCAAAAGCUCAAGAACCUUCAAGUCGAGGAGGGCCACAGCAUCACGCUUAAGUGUGAGAUCUCCAAGUCGGGUGUCCCAGUGGAGUGGCGGCUGGGAGGAGAUGUUUUGGAGAAUGGAGAGAAGUAUCAAAUCAAACAGAGGGAGUUCCUUCAGGAGCUCAUCAUCAGAGAUGCAAUCUUUGAGGACAGUGGGGUCUACUCCUGUGUAUGUAGGGAACAGAAGACCAAGUCUACAGUCAAAGUCAUCAUGCUCCCUGCCACCUUUAAAGUGUGCCUGAAGAGCCAGGAGGCACAAGAGGGGAGCAGUUUGACCCUGCGCUGUGAGCUGUCAAAGAAGAACGUCCCCGUUGAAUGGUGGAAAGGUGAUGAGGUGCUGUCAGAGGAGGUGUACAGAGGGAAGUAUCAGAUGAAAGUGGAGGGAAAGAUAGCAGAGAUGACCAUUCUCAGUGUUCAACCAGAAGAUGCUGGAAAGUACAGCUGUGUCACAGGAGAUGAGAAGACCAUGGCUGAAGUCAGAGUGAAAGGCCUUCCUAUCACAUUCAGGCGAGAGCUCCAGCAUCUCAUAGUUAUGGAGGGGGACAGUGUUUUUUUUUGCUGUGAGCUGUCUAAGCCUGGAGCCCGUGUGGAAUGGAGGAGGGGCAGGGCUAUCCUCAAACCUGGAGACAAGUAUGAAAUGAAGCAGGAGGGCCGACUGACCAAACUGGUAAUCAACAGUGUGGAGGAGAGUGAUGCAGGCAAUUACAGCUGUAAAACCAAAGACAGCCAGUCCACCGCUGAGCUCACUGUCAAGGAGUCAACUGAGUGCCGAUGUGAAAGAGGUUUACCCCCCAGUUUCAAGCUACCUCUAGUUAACUAUGAUGUGAUGGAGGGCAACAACGUGAUUCUGCGCUGUGAGCUGACCAAACCAGCCCCCUUGGUGGAAUGGAGGAGAGGAGAGGAGCUGCUGUGGCAUGGAGACAAGUACCAGAUGAGGAAGAAGGACCUGCUGGUGGAGAUGAAGAUUACAGACGUCAGUCUGGAGGACAUUGGAGAGUACUGCUGUAUUUGUGGAGAGCAGAGGAUGACAGCUAGGGUCAUGGUGAAAGAACGUCCGAUCACCUUCAUCCAAGAGCUGAAUAAUAUUCAUGUUGAGGAGGGAAACAGUGUGGCUCUCCGCUGUGAGGUCUCUAAACCCGGGGUUGUGGUGCAGUGGAGGAAGGGAGAUCGUCUGCUUUCCAACAGAGAUAGAUACCAGAUGAAGCAGAGCAGCUCCAUCCUGGAGCUCUUCAUCAGGAAAAGCCAGCCAGAGGACAGUGGUGUUUAUAGCUGCAUGUGCAAUGACUUGAAAACCACCGCCACCAUCACCAUCACCGCUAUCCCAGUGACCUUCAAGCAGAAGCUGAAGAACCAAGAGGUGGUGGAGGAAAGCAGCAUGACGCUGCGCUGUGAGCUGUCCAAACCAGGAGUUUCUGUGGAGUGGAGGAGAAAUGACAAGCUCCUGAAGGACGGAGACAAAUACCAGAUGAAGCAGGAGGGCAGGGUGGCUGAGAUGCUGAUCAGAAAUGUGGACCUGCAGGAUGCUGGGGAGUACAACUGUUCCGUGGGAACUGUCAUUACCUCAGCUGACAUCAAAGUUAGAGCCCUUCCCAUAACAUUUAUAAAAGAGGUGGAGAAUUUGGAAGUUAAGGAGGGGGACAGCGGGGUCUUCUGCUGUAAACUGUCCAAGCCUGGAGCCCCAGUGGACUGGAGGAGAGGCAGGGCCAUCCUCAAGCCUGGAGACAAAUAUGAGAUGAAGCAGGAGGGCCGACUGACCAAACUGGUCAUCAACAACCUGGAGGAGAGCGACGCAGGCAAAUAUACCUGUAAGACCAAAGACAGCCAGUCCACCGCCGAGCUCACCGUCAAGGCUCCACCCAUCACAUUCAAAGUGAAGCUGAGGAGCCAGCAGGUGGAGGAAGAGAACAGCGUGACUCUGAGAUGUGAGCUUUCUAAAACCAGUCUCACUGUGGAGUGGAGGAAGGAAGAGGAGCUCCUGAAGAACGGGUUUAAGUACCAGGUUAAAAAGAAGGAGAGCAUCAUGGAAUUGACCAUCAGGAAUGCCCAGCUGGAAGACACAGGAACUUACAGCUGCAUAUGUGGUGACAUCAAGACCACAGCCAACAUCACCAUCACACCCAUUCCCAUCACAUUCAACAUGGGUCUGAAGAACCAGGAGGGCCGGGAAGGGGGCAAUGUGGUCCUCCACUGUGAACUGUCCAAGGCGGGGGUGCCAGUGGAGUGGUGGAAGGGGGAAGACCAGCUGUGUCAAGGGGGCAGGUACCAGAUGAGGCUGGAAGGGAAGACAGCAGAGAUGCAGAUCAGAAACAUCCAGCCUGAGGAUGUAGGGGUGUACAGCUGUGUUUUCGGGGAACAGAAAACCACAGCUGAAGUGAAUGUGAGAGCAGCUGCAUCAGUGUUCUUUGAGAAGGAGCUGGAGAGCCAGGUGGUGAUGGAGGGUAAACCAGUGGUAUUCUCCUGCGAGAUCUCCAGUGCCAAUGUUCCUGUCAGCUGGAAGAAAAACAAUGCUCCAGUGGAAGAAGGUGGACAUUACAUCAUCAAGAAGAGCGGAGCCAUGCACACCCUGGAGAUCAAGAAACUGUGUUUGGAGGAUGCUGGAGAGUACUGCUGUAUCACCAGGGGAAAGAAAACAACUGCCAAGCUUGUUGUUCGGGAGCGUGUGCGGAUUGUGAGGGAGCUGCAGGAUGUGACGGUGAUGGCAGGCGAAGACGCAGUGUUUGUGUGUGAGCUGAGCCACUCAGACGUGAGCGAGGGCGACUGGUGGCUGGGUUCCAGCCCGCUGCAGAAGAAUGAGAUGAAUCAGAUGACCAGCAGUGGUCGCGAGCACCGCCUGGUCCUCACUAUGACAACGCCUGAAGAGACGGGCACCGUGGCGUUUGUGGUUGGGGAGGAGAGGACCUCUGCAUGCCUGCUCGUGGUGCCAAAGCCCGAAGUUUUAUUUGAAGAGAAGCCUGAGGAUGUGACGACUGUGGAAGGGGAUACAGCCAUUUUGUCCUGCACCACCUCCAACCUCACCACCCCUGUUACCUGGAGACGAAACCAUGUCCCCCUCCUUAACGGGGACAAGUAUGACAUCCGUAAGGAGGGUAAAGUCAACCUGCUGCUCAUCCAUGAUGUGGAGCUUCUGGAUGCUGGUGUUUACUCCUGUGAUACAGGAGAUGCACAGAGCAGCGUCACACUCACUGUGAAAGAGCUCCCUCCAUUCUUCCAGGAGGAGUUGCAGAGUGUGGAGGCUGAGGAGGGAAGCACAGCCUCUCUGUCCUGUGAGUUGUCUAAGCCUGGGAUUCCCAUUCAGUGGAAGAGGGACAGGGUGCUACUCAGAGCCAACAGGAAGUAUGAGAUGAACCAAGAUGGAUGCCUGCUUCAGCUCCUCAUCAAGGAGCUCAAACUUGAGGAUAGUGGGAGUUAUUCCUGUCAGGCAGGAGGUGCAGAGACCACUGCAACUGUGUUGGUGAAAGAGCCCCCUCCAUUUUUCCAGGGGGAGUUACAGAGUUUGGAGGUUGAGGAGGGAAAUACAGCCUCUCUGUCCUGUGAGCUGUCUAAGCCUGGGCUUCCUGUUCAGUGGAAGAGGAACAGGUUGCCAUUAAGAGCCAGCAGGAAGUAUGAGAUGAAACAAGAUGGCCGCCUAUUUCAACUCCUCAUCAAGGAGCUGAAACCUGAGGACAGUGGGAGCUACUCCUGUCAGGCAGGAGGUGCAGAGACCGCUGCAACUGUGUCAGUGAAAGAGCUCCCUCCGUUCUUCCAGGAGGAAUUGCAGAGUGUGGAGGCCGAGGAGGGAAACACAGCUUCUCUGUCCUGUAAACUGUCUAAGCCUGGGCUUCCUGUUCAGUGGAAGAGGAACAGGCUGCCACUGAGAGCCAGCAGGAAGUAUGAGAUGAAACAAGAUGGAUGCCUGCUGCAGCUCCUCAUCAAGGAGCUGAGAGCUGAGGACAGUGGGAGCUACUCCUGUCAGGCAGGAGGUGCAGAGACCACUGCAACUGUGUCAGUGAAAGAGCUCCCUCCAUUUUUCCAGGAGGAGUUGCAGAGUUUGGAGAUUGAGGAGGGAAACACAGCCUCUCUGUCCUGUGAGCUGUCUAAGCCUGGGCUUCCUGUUCAGUGGACGAUGAACAGGCUGCCAUUGAGCGCCAGCAGGAAGUAUGAGAUUAAACAAGAUGGAUGCCUGCUCCAGCUCCUCAUCAAGGAGCUGAAACCUGAGGACAGUGGAAGUUACUCCUGUCAGGCAGGAGGUGCAGAGACGACUGCAACUGUGUCAGUGAAAGAGCUUCCUCCAUUUUUCCAGGAGGAGUUGCAGAGUGUGGAGGUUGAGGAGGGAAACACAGCCUCUCUUUCCUGUGAGCUGUCUAAGCCUAGGCUUCCUGUUGAGUGGAAGAGGAACAGGCUGCCAUUGAGAGCCAGCAGGAAGUAUGAGAUAAAACAAGAUGGCCGCCUAUUUCAGCUACUCAUCAAGGAGCUCAAACCUGAGGACAGUGGAAACUACUCCUGUCAGGCAGGAGGUGCAGAGACCACUGCAACUGUGUCGGUGAAAGAGCUCCCUCCAUUCUUCCAGGAGGAAUUGCAGAGUGUGGAGGUUGAGGAGGGAAACACGGCUUCUCUGUCCUGUAAACUGUCUAAGCCUGGGCUUCCUAUUCAGUGGAAGAGGAACAGGCUGCCACUGAGAGCCAGCAGGAAGUAUGAGAUGAAACAAGAUGGAUGCCUGCUCCAUCUCCUCAUCAAGGAGCUGAAACCUGAGGACAGUGGGAGCUACUCCUGUCAGGCAGGAGGUGCAGAGACCGCUGCAGCCGUGUCUGUGAAACAGCGCCCUCCAUUUUUCCAGAAGGAGUUGCAGAGUGUGGAGGUUGAGGAGGGAAACACAGCCUCUCUGUCCUGUGAGCUGUCUAAGCCUGGGCUUCCUUUUGAGUGGAAGAGGAACAGGCUGCCAUUGAGAGCCAGCAGGAGGUAUGAGAUGAAACAAGAUGGCUGCCUCCUCCAGCUCCUCAUCAAAGAGCUGAAACCUGAGGACAGUGGAAGCUACUCCUGCCAGGCAGGAGGUGCAGAGACCACUGCAACUGUGUUGGUGAAAGAGCUCCCUCCAUUCUUCCAGGGGGAGUUGCAGAGUGUGGAGGUUGAGGAGGGAAACACGGCUUCUCUGUCCUGUAAACUAUCUAAGCCUGGGCUUCCUGUUCAGUGGAAGAGGAACAGGCUGCCACUGAGAGUCAGCAGGAAGUAUGAGAUGAAACAAGAUGGAUGCCUGCUCCAUCUCCUCAUCAAGGAGCUGAAACCUGAGGACAGUGGGAGCUACUCCUGUCAGGCAGGAGGUGCAGAGACCGCUGCAACUGUGUCGGUGAAAGAGCGCCCUCCGUUUUUCCAGGAGGAGUUGCAGAGUUUGGAGGUUGAGGAAGGAAACACAGCCUCUCUGUCCUGUCAGCUGUCUAAGCCUGGGCCUCCUGUUCAGUGGAAGAGGAACAGGCUGCCACUGAGAGCCAGCAGAAAGUAUGAGAUGAAACAAGAUGGCAGCCUCCUCCAGCUCUUCAUCAACGAGUUGAAACCUGAGGAUAGUGGGAGCUACUCCUGUCAGGCAGGAUGUGCAGAGACCACUGCAACUGUGUCGGUGAAAGUACCAGAGCCUAUACCACCUAAGGCAGAGCCUCCCAGGACUUUACCUUGUUCAAAGCGGGCAGAACCCAAACCCUCUUCUGCUCCCGAAAAAGUGAUGCCUGGACAUCCAGACGUCAAGACAGCUCAGGAGUCCAAGAAGUGGGAUGUUGAACAAAUAACUGCUAUAGAGUCAAAAAAAGACUUGCAGCCCAGUGCAGAGCCACAACAACCAGUAAAGACUAUGCUGAGAGAGGUUCAUGAAGACCGAAGGGACAAACAUCCACCACUGUAUAUGGAAAAAAAUGUCGAAGUCAUACAGAAUGAAGUGAAGCAGCCAGAGAGGAAACAAAAUGAGAUAUCUGGAUUUGAUGAGAAAGUCAAACAACCAGUGAACUCACAGGAGAGAGAGACUGAGAUUGAGCAGAAGGUGACACAGACAUCAAGGACGUUGGAUGAUGCAAUUGAAGUUAACCAAAAGAGAAGACAAUCAGAAUGUCCCCUGGAAAGGAAGGAUGAGGUUGACCAGGAUGUGAAGGAGCCAGCAAGUCCUCAGGUGGAAACUGAAGUUGAUCAAAAGAAGUGGCUUUUAAGAUCCCCUGAGAAAAGAGGGACUGCCAUUGACCAUGAUGCAAAACGUUCAGUGAAGCCUUGGGAUAAAACAAGUGAAGUUGAAGUUGAUGAAAAAGUGAAAAAGCCUGAGACAUUUCUGCAAAAUGAAGGUGACAUUGAAAAAACAGGGAAACAGCCCUUAAAACCAGUAAAGUCUGUAGGCCAAAAAACAAUGGAGGAGCCUGAGGUGAAAUCUAUGUUGAAGGAAACUGACCUGGACAAGAAAUAUAGUGAGCCUUUGAAACCACCGGUACGAAUGAAAGGAAGGUCAUCAGAGGUGAAACCAACACCACCACAGUCUGCCCUGAAGGAAACUGGGGAAAAACAGUUUUUAAAGAUUGACGUAAAUGAUGUAGAAGAGGAAAAGAGAUGGAGAGAGCAUGUGCCACAAGUGGCCCUAGAGAAGGAGAGUGAAAAGAAGCCAUUGAAACCAGUAGUGAAAAUAGCUUCAAUAGACCAGCUGGACAAACAGUCAGUAGAACAGACUGUAGAAAAAGUGGCUGAAGUUGUCCCACCCAAGCCACCUGUAAGGACUAAAGGGAAGGCAAGGGGGGCAAUGGGAAGACAACAAUCAAGGGACAUCGAGGCAAGUGAAGAUGAAUACCAGCUAAUGAGAAAUGGGGAGAAAAAGACUGAGGAAGACCAGCUAGCAGCGAGGCCUGUGGAAAAAGAGGUUGAGGAGAAACCAGUUAUUCAGAGGAAACAGCCAGUCACAAAGGAAACAGAGAUAGACCAGAAAGUCAAACAGCUAGCAGAGGUUACAGAGAAAGAAGUAGGGGUUAAAAUGCCCAUCAAACAACCAGUGAAGCCCUUGAGAAAAGAGCCUGAGGUGGAUCAGGGGAUGAAGCUGACAGUGAAGGAGAAAGAGCAACCCCAGGUGACAGAAGAAGUUACUCUUCUUUACAUCUGUGAAGAUGAGACCUUCUCAGAGGCUCUGUCUAACCUAACAGUGACCCAAACCUUACCCUCCGGUAUGGGGGUAUCAACUCCAAAUACCUCCCUUUUUCCACCUAAGGGCCUCCAGGAACCACAACCCUCCACAGAGGCUGCACCAGACAUGAGCACCAGCAUUGAGGAUGAACCCGAGAUGCAGGAGGCUGCCAUCAAGAUCCAAGCUGCCUUCAAGGGCUACAAGAUACGUAAAGACAUGCGGCCGGCAUUCAAGGAGGUAUUUAAGAACCAGCGGGUAGAUGCUGAUGGUUCCCUCCAUCUGGAGUGUGUUGUAGAUGGGAAACUCAACACAGUGAAUUGGCUGAAAGAUGGUCAGCAAAUAACAAGUGACGAGCGACACUGUAUUGACACUUCAGAAAAUGGCGUCUGUGCACUGGUGGUCACUAACCUGACAUCUAAGGAUAGUGGCAUAUACACGUGUGAAGUGGUCAAUAAGUUUGGUGUGAUCUCUUAUAAUGGAAACAUAACAGUAGAACAGCCUCAGCAGCCGGCCCCGGCUGUCCGGAAACCAAUACACCCGACCCUUGCAACCAUAACCCCUCUCCAACCAGCCUCACCGAAGACUGAGUCCUCAGUUGAAUUGGAGAUGCAGGUCCCUGGUGAGACCAUUGGCUAUGUGGAGAGUGAAAGUGUUUCUCUUUGGGAGGCAUACACCCUGACAGAGCAGGAUGCCCAAAUGAGCCUCCAAGACAGGAGGAGAGCCUCGCUCAUCGCUGCUAGCUCAAUGUCCAGUCCUUCUGACUAUGAUACAGCCCCGGAUGUUUUGGAGCUGGUUGAGAUCAGCCCAAAAAUACUGAGGAAAGUUGCAAAACCACAGGUCGAAACAGCUCAAAAGGAUGAGAAAGAACAGAUCACUCCUGUGCAAACCCCGAAGAUGCUCUUGAAGGUCAAAGGUGCUGGUGAAGCCAGAAUGAGGACACCAUCUCCUAAACACACACCUUUAGCUGGAGCAAUCUCUGGAUCAGAGUCAGAUGGAGAUGAGGACAGAGGAGAGACGUAUGACAUAUAUGUGGCCAGAGCUGACUGCAGUCCCAACAGUGGAAAUAAAGAGCACUUUGUUCUGAAGGAGAGCCAGUAUGUAGAGGUCCUGGAUUCUGUCCAUCCUGGUAAAUGGCUGGUUAGGACAAAACCAACCAAAACAAGCCCUGCACGUCAGGGAUGGGUUUGCCCUGCCUACCUAGAGAAGAGGAGAAAGGAAACCCUUUCACCAAUGAGAGUGCCUCGGGAGUUGGAUGGAAUUGGGUCUACAGUAGAGGAGUACAGGAGAACAUCAAGCCAACUGAUUGAAGGUCUGAUUGCCGGGGAAGAAGAGUUUGUGAAGGAACUGAAGGAGUUCACCUUUCACCACCUCCAGCGGCUGGAGGCCAGCCAACAUGUCCCCAUUAACGUCCUCAACCAGAAAGAGACCAUCUUCAGGAAUAUGAAGGACAUCCUGACACUACAUGAAAGAUCCAUCCUUCCCGCUCUGAGAGACUGUAUUACAGACGAUGACGUGGCAGCACAUAUGGUCAAACAUGCUGAGGACUUUGACAAGUACCUUCACUACAUGGUGGGGCAAAGCCAGGCAGAGGCCUGCAUCAUGGACAAGAACAUCCAACAGUAUUUCAAGGAAACGACUGAAUCUGGCAACCCUGAAGCUCCAGACAUGGACGUCCUCACCUUCCUGCAGAGACCAGUAGAAAGAAUUCAGACCUACCAGGCUCUGCUUAAGGAGCUGAUCAAGAACAAAGCCAAGAGCGGCCAGAGCUGCUGUCUGCUGGAAGAUGUUUUCUCCAUGGUCUCCUGUCUACCCUGGAGAUCAGACAACAUGCACCAGGUCUCCCUCAUAGAGAACUACCCUGCUCCUCUAACCGCCCUGGGAGAACCUGUGCGACAGGGUGUCUUUACCGUGUGGGAGCAAUCUCCGGAAAUAAAGGCAACCUCCAGAGGACACCAGAGGCAAGUCUUCCUCUUCAAGGACUGUGUCCUCCUGUGUAAACUGAAGAGGGACCCCAGCAUGACCACUGAAACUUAUGCCUUCAAGAACAAAAUGAAGCUGAAUGACGUAGAGGUGAAGGAGGCGGUGGGUGGAGAUGAGAAGUCCUGGGGCUUGUGGCAUGAACACAGGGGUUCAGUGAGGAGGUACACACUGCAGGGACGCUCCACCCUCCUUAAGAUCUCCUGGCUGAAGGACCUGAAGGAGCUUCAGCAGCGUUCUGCUCUGACCGCCAGCUGCCCACCAGUGUUUGAGGUCCUCCUGUCUGACUGCACAACGGCCAUAGGACAGACAGUCAAACUUACCUGCAGGGUCACAGGGUCACCCAAGCCAACAGUCAACUGGCUCAAAGAUGGACUUCACCUUGAGGAUGAUCCCCACCACAUCAUCACUGAGGACCGAACAGGCAUGUGUACUCUCAUCCUGGACGGUGUCAUGCCAGAUGACUCCGGCCAGUAUGUGUGCUAUGCUACCAGCUGCCUGGGCAACGCUAGCACGCUGGCCAGGAUGGUGGUGCAGGCUCCACCCCGGUUUGUGAGUCGUCUGGAGAGCGCCUGUCUAAUGGAGGGAGAAGAUAUCCAGUUGGUCUGCUCUACCCUCACUGCUCCAUUACCACGAGUCAGGUGGUUGAAAGAUGGCAGAGAGUUGAAUGAUUGGCAGAAAUUCCACAUUAUGAACAACGCCCGCAGUGGAAUCCUGACUCUUACUAUUAUCAAUCCGACGGAGACAGACAUUGGACUGUAUGAGUGUGAGCUUUGGAAUGAGUUAGGCUGUGUCAAGUGCAAAGCAGGGCUGUGUCCUGCCUACGUGCCGCCUAUUGACUAUGAAAAUGACCAACCACAGGACUUGUCUCCUAAAGAUGCAGACUCAGAGGGCUGGUCCACUGCCCUUGUGAAAAAGUGGUUGCAGACAGACUUGAGCCCCACGUCUAUUGCGAAGAUGGUCUUUACUCCUGGAGACCCUGAACAGUAAAUUAAACCCCUGGGUGUCGUUCCCACGGCCACCACGGAGCAGGUGGUGCAUCUGCCCAUGUAUUACCCAGAGGAAGAAGAACAAGAACUGUACAUCUCAGAGUCCAUGCAGGAAAUACCCAACGCUCCACCAUCUGUCCAGGUACCUGCUGAGGACCUGAGCGUGGAGCCUGGUCAGUCGUGUAUCUUCACGGCCAUCAUCACAGGAAGACCAACCCCACAGAUAAAGUGGUACAAGGAUGGGGAGGAACUUUCAUCCAAUGAGAAUGUGGAGAUUGUACAACAUGGUGCCCGUUGCUCGGUGACCAUUAUUUGCCCUGAGGGUGAGGACGGUGGCAUCUACACCUGUUUUGCCUACAAUGACUCUGGGCACGCUUCCUGCCAGGCCCAGCUUACUGUGGAGGAAGCCCUACUGGAGUCCCAGGAGAGAGAGGUGGAGCUUGGGAAGAGAAGGAAGUUGUUCUCCGUCUACGACGUCCAUGAAGAAAUUGGAAGGGGUACAUUUGGGGUGGUUAAACGUGUGGUCCACAGAAGGACGGGUGAAGUUUUCGCCGCCAAGUUCCUUCCUCUCAGGAGCAGCACCCGGACCAGGGCCUUCCAGGAGAAAGACCUGCUGUCCCGCCUCGCCCACCCCAGAGUGGCCUGUCUGCUGGACUUCUUCUGCACCAGACACACCCUGGUCCUCAUCACAGAAGUCUGCUGCUCUCAUGGGCUUCUUGACCAUUUGCUGGUGAAGGGAUCGGUCACUGAGAAAGAGAUCCAGUCGUAUAUCCAGCAGGUCCUGGAAGGUGUUGGUCACAUUCACAGCAUGAACAUCCUGCAUCUGGACAUCAAACCUGAGAACAUUCUGAUGGUGUAUCCGCCCAGAGACGAAAUCAAGAUAUGUGACUUUGGCUUCUGCCAGGAAAUUGACGCAUCCAGACACCAGUACAGCAAGUUUGGAUCUCCAGAGUUCGUCGCUCCUGAGAUAGUUCAUCAGGAACCAGUCACUGUAGCCACAGAUAUCUGGUCUGUGGGUGUUAUCACUUAUCUGUGUCUGAUGUGCCGGUGCCCAUUUGUGGGUGAAACGGACCGGGCUACGCUCCUGAGAGUGGGAGAGGGAACCCUGAACUGGGACGCCCCUGAUGUCAUAUGCAGGAGCCCCGAAGCCCAAGACUUCCUCCACUUGGUCCUGCAGCCCGACCCCGAGAAGCGGCCAUCUGCUUUUGAAUGUUUGAGCCAUGAAUGGUUCCAGGAUGAAAAUGCAGGAGAAGAGACAGAUGAAAUCAACACAAGGAGUUUAAAAGUCUUCACCUCAAAACGGAAGUGGCAGCGCUCUUUGACCUGCAUUGGUUCGGUGCUCACGCUGAGGCCCAUCUCCGAGCUCCUGGAUGCCCCACUCAGAGACACUGCCAUAACCGUCCCACGAGAGCCACAGGAGCACAGCAGCAGCUCCUUGAGCAGCAGCUCAUCAUCAGAGUACGACGAGGCGGACUCCUGGGACUUCUUCCAGCACCAAAGCCCAACCGAAGAGGAGGAAGAAGAGACAGAGGAAGACUAUGACCCCCUAAUAGAAAGAGACCAGAUCCCAGAGCCCUUCACCAAACUCCGCUUACACGAAGAGGAAGAGGAGGAAGUCACACUGGGUGAAGAAGAGGAUGAGGAGGUGAGCGGGAGGAUGAGUGUAUUGGAGAGGAGCAUGAGCCGGCUGUCAAUUGGGUCCUCAGAGAUGUCGUUCCAACAGACACCGCAGAGGGAGCGUCGCAUCAGCAGGGACAGCAGUCCAUCCCUCUACUUGUCUGAAGGUGACGAGGGCUCGGGGAGUGAUGGGGGUCGCAUCCCUCGUGGCAGCGUAAUACGGAGCACCUUCUACAACACUUCUCAGCAGCUCUCCCCCAUGUCCGCUAGGCACAUGACACUACGGGACAAAUUCCAGGCCAAGAAGCAGGAGAGGGGUCGCAAGCCUCUCCGCAGGAGCCUGUCGGGACGCUUGAAUGAGCCUCUCAUUGAGUAUGUGGAGGAUGAGACGGAAACCAGCCGGGGCCAGAGAUGGGGGUCUGUCCAGCCCGCCAUGCUGAAGUCCUGUUCCUUUGACAGUGGCGUGGGUCUCACCCACUCUAAAUUACCUUCUCAUAGGAGGAGCAGAUCCCUCGAUGAGUUUUCUCAACGAUCUCCCAUCUCACCCCAGUGCGAGAAGCCAGGUGAUGAAGAGGGAACUCAGAGUCUGAGGGAGGAUUUCACAGAUGAUGAAAUGGUAGGAAGAACCUUGCUGGCCCUGCCAGGUGCUGGUUGGACCCCCAGGAGAAGAGGUUCUGUUGCACCAACACAAAGGCAUCCCAUGGCUGUUGGACUAUCUCUUGGCUCAAGAAGCCCCAGGCUGGAUCAGUACCUCACAGAGGGAGAGAAUCUCACCAGCUCCCAGGGAUCCCUCACUGAGUCAUAUAUCCUGGAACACGGAGGUUCAGAGUCCUCCAGUCGACUCGGUUCCUGCGAGGAACUGAGCCAUGGUCGUUUUGCAGACAGAUACACUACUGGAGAAGGAGGAUGUUAUGAUGAGCAGGAGGAGCCUCUGACUCCCCCACAUUCUUUGCAACAGAUGGAGAAAGAAUUCAAACCCAGGAGCUUGUUUCCUCAGGCACCACCAAGGAAUCGUACACGCUCCAACCCUAACUUAACCUCGAGGAGCAAAAGUCAUCUGGAGAAUAUCCUCCCGGUGAACCCCAGCCCUAGCCCCAGCCUCUCUUCUCUCCAGGCCCCGGAAAGGCCUCCCAGGGCCCGUGACAAGAAGGAAGGUCAGGGCCUCCAGAGACAUGCAUCAGCUCCUGCCCUCGAAGCCAGACCUCCUACAGGAAGAUCACCAAAACUGGGACUGCUGAAGCUCUUCCGUAGGCAGUCUUGGACUGGACAUUCCUACUCCGAGCUGGAGGACACAGAGUUGGGACCCACCCUUGGGGACAUCAUGAAGCCAGACACCCCCACCAUGUCUCUGAGGAAGAGGAUGAGAGCUUCAGCCUCCAGUCUCACCAAGCUCUUCACCAGAUCCUCCAGUAAGGAAGGCUUGAGUAAAGGAGGACCAAUAGUAAAAGCCUUAUCUCCCACCUCACCUUAUAAGGAGCGGAGCACUGGCAUUGAGAGUCCCAAAAAGAAGGCUUCCAAAUUCUUGUCCGCCUUCAAAAUACCUGCAUUCAAGAAGACUAAAGAUGUGCCAUAUCGCCCAAACAGAGCCGAUGUGAUCCAUUUGGCAGGAGGUGGGCUCCUGUUGGUGUGGAAGCCUGUCCAGUCCACUGACCCUCCUGUUUAUUGUGUUCAGUGCUGUACAGAGGGUGGGGAGUGGAGGCUGCUGUCAGAGGACGUGACAGAUUGCUGUUAUGUGGUGAAGGAUUUACCCAGAGGGUCUUCACACGUCUUCAGGGUAGGCUGCAUCUCCAAGACCGGGGCAGGACCCUUCAGUGACCCUUCCAGCCCUGUUGUCAUAGCCACUCAUCCUGAAGAGAUUCACAUUCCUCUCAUCCAGACUGAGUCACCGGAGACAAAGGUUGGCGGGUCAGGACGACCGCCUCCCAACAAAACUUACAACUUCCUCUCAGAGAUCAGCAGGGGUCGCUUCAGUGUGUUAACUCAGUGUCAGGAUGAACAGAGUGGGCAGAUGUUUGCCGCCAAGAUCACACCCUACAAGCCGGAGCAGAGGCAGAUGGUGCUGAGAGAGUACCGGCUGCUGAGGAGGCUCCACCACCCGCACCUGGUCCAGCUGCACCAAGCCUACAUCACCCCCCAUUACGUGCUGCUGGUGGAGGAGCUCUGCCCUGACAUGGAGCUGCUCUACAGCCUGGCCCAGCGGGAUCUGUAUGCUGAGGUGCACGUAGCAGAGUUGCUGGUUCAGAUCUUGAGUGCUGUGGACUAUCUGCAUGGCCGGCGGGUCAUCCACCUGGACCUCAAGUCUGACAAUGUGCUGGUGAAUGACCGCAAACAGUUAAAGAUCGUUGACUUGGGCUCAGCCCAGUCCUUCAUCCCUGGCCAGCCGCUCAACAUUGAACACAUUCAGGGCCUGUCUGAGAACAAAGGGUGCAUUGUCCUUCCCAAAGCUCCAGAGAUCCUUGAAGGACAGGGGAUCGGACCAGAGACAGACAUUUGGGCUGUAGGGGUUCUGGCUUUUAUUAUGUUGAGCGCAGACAGCCCGUUCCAUUCAGAGCACAGCCGGGAGCGAGACAGGAACAUCAGGAAAGGCAAGAUCCAGUUUGGACGUUGUUAUCCGGGUCUCUCAGAAGGAGCCAUCAAUUUCAUGAAGAACAGCCUGAACAACAAAGCCUGGGGGAGACCGACAGCAGCCGAAUGUCUGCAGAACGUGUGGGUCCGCAGCAGCCGGGCUCAGACCAAACGCAUAGACUCCAUGGUUUGUUUCUCCACCGACAAACUCAAAGCGUACCUCAAAGAGAGGGAGACCAAGCGAGACCAGGUCCGCACCAAGAUUCAGGGUCCUUUCUUUCAGUGA
Messenger RNA from Lampris incognitus (smalleye Pacific opah), 18657 nucleotides. RefSeq names its product obscurin, cytoskeletal calmodulin and titin-interacting RhoGEF a (gene obscna). Gene Ontology annotation, molecular function: guanyl-nucleotide exchange factor activity; protein kinase activity; protein binding. The transcript has 79 exons. The record is from RefSeq and is a predicted model, not a curated record. NCBI's taxonomy places the organism in Eukaryota, Metazoa, Chordata, Actinopteri, Lampriformes, Lampridae. Gene Ontology annotation, biological process: protein phosphorylation.